This is a messenger RNA of Armigeres subalbatus, 3001 nucleotides long. It is a transcript of the gene Zip71B, whose product is annotated as zinc transporter ZIP10. Lineage: Eukaryota; Metazoa; Arthropoda; Insecta; Diptera; Culicidae. The transcript is spliced from 6 exons. Gene Ontology annotation, molecular function: monoatomic cation:bicarbonate symporter activity; zinc ion transmembrane transporter activity. Bases 943 to 2988 code for a protein of 681 amino acids. Gene Ontology annotation, biological process: zinc ion import across plasma membrane; intracellular monoatomic cation homeostasis. Gene Ontology annotation, cellular component: plasma membrane. The record is from RefSeq and is a predicted model, not a curated record.
GCGUUCCCUGCUGUCCAGAUUACGAUCAUAAUCAUUUGAAUUGUCAUCGCAUUAUCUCCAGCCGGGCUGUUUGCUGUCCACAAUACAGCCAGUCAGUGUCAUCUGCCUGGCCGUCCUCCUAUUCCGGUGCUCGUCGGUUGGUUGGUGCACGCUCGGUAACAAUAACAAUGGGAAACUGACUUGUUUGUACAAUAUACGACCACGCUGCUGGCUGGCAGCUGAUGGCUUUGGAUAUCAACGCCACACUUGUCCACGGCUGCAGUCAGUCGCGAUCGAAUCGGUGGAGCGGUCGGUGGCAACUCUUUCUCUCACUUUCCAAGUGGUCCAACCAGUCAAUUUAUUGGAGACAGCCGUUCUCGCGUGAUUCAGUGGGGACGAACACCUGUCCAUGCGUUCAAAUCAGUGCGGGCGCGAUCUUCAAACUUAGAGUUUCAUCCGGUCGCCGAGGCAGACACGCGUGGUUAUAUUUAUGCCGAUUUUGCAUUUAUUACUUUGAAAGGUAGUUCUAUUUAUGUUUUUUAUGGUUUUCGGUGUCAGUAGUGUAUGUUGAUUUUUGCGUUGCGAUGAAUAUUGUCAUAAACUGUUAAUUAAUUGUUUAAACGAAUUCAAGAGAAUUGCAGGUGUUGUUCGUAAGAAACUCAAAUGUGGAUUUAAAGUUGUAGUACAGAAAAGUGUAUCAUCGCAGCUUACGACACUCGUUCAAUCCUUCACCGGUAGACAAGUGUUAACAAAUAAUGCAAACAGAUAAAGUUGUCAACGACGUUUGCUCCGACUUCAUGAGGAAGAAAUAUGACUUUUAAACAACGUGCCACUAAUGGUAGGACAGCAGCAAAACAAACUUCCUCAGCGUAAAGGGCAUUUCAAAACAUUUACCUUGAAAGUUCCACUCAGUGCAACUGUUAGCAGCACAAUCACAAGUAGAGCAAUUCUCACUCCGCUAAAAUGACGCGAUUCAGUUUGGUGGUUUUGCUGAUGCUGGCUUUCCUGGAGGUUACUGUAACCGGAAAUGAUGAUCAUCAACCACCAUCAACUGUUGGUGGUUCCGGAGGUGAAAAUAAAUUUUUAAAAUACCUCUUCAACAAGUAUGGCAGUAAAGGAGUUAUUUCCUUCGAGGGCCUGGAACAUUUGAUGCAUAGUCUCGGACUGGGUGGAUUAGAUUUCACCCCUUCACAUACACUGGACGAGCAUCGUCCGGAAGGAUUCAAAACAUCGGACAUGAUGAACUCCUUAUCGAUGGAUUACAACGAGAGCGAUCCACAGCAGCCACAGCCCCAAGAGAAGGUCACCGUUUCGUUCAACAGCAUCGAUGACGAUCGAACACGGCUGUCCAAUUACGACGAUGCAUCAUCGAGCGGUACAAAGUCUACCGAUCGGAAUAGGCGCGCAGAAUCUCAUUACCACCACCAUCCUCAGGAGCCAGGCCAGGACAUUAUUAGCAGUAUGGAUCAAAUAAAGAAAUUCAACGAACUACCGCCGGUGGUGGAUCGUUCCAAUGAAAACAGCACCACCGCCAGCACUAUCGCGGGCCAUAAAGACGUAAGCUCCUCGAGUAGCGCCGAAGAUGAUAACGGCAAGUGGCACAAUGAAAUAUGGCAGGAAAUUAUCUUCAAAGAGAUUCACGAUCCACAGCAUCGUCAUCCGCGUCGAGAUGAUCGUCGCAAAGCGUGCCUAUCGCCGAUGUCCAUGGUCCAUCUGAUUUUGGAGGAGCCACAGAACGGCGAGGAAAUUCUGCGCCAGAACUUCAACUACGAUCUUGGUUCCAUCGACGGACGACAUCGUCGAUCGUUGCCGCAUGCCCAUGCUCCCACGGACCACGUACACGAGGUGGAAGAGAUAUUGGCCGCGCGCAUCAAAAUCACACCCUCCACAUUCAAAGAUCUCUGCCCAGCGCUGCUAGCUCAGAUCGAUCAAAAAGCUUGCAUCGAAAGGUAUCAGGAUCAGCCGCUGGUGGAGAAGAAACUGUUUUCGUACGCAUGGCUGUAUGCAACCGUUUGCGUGCUCAUCAUCUCGAUCUGUGGACUGGCAGGAGUUGCGAUCGUUCCUCUUGCCAAAUCAGUGGCGUACGAUGAAAUUUUGAGAUUUCUGGUAGCGCUAGCAAUUGGUACGCUCUGCGGAGAUGCCCUUAUGCAUCUGCUACCGCACGCGCUUAUUCCCCACGAGGAAAAUUCCGGUUUGGAUCACGAUCACGAUCACGGCAGUGAUCAUUCCCAUGCCAAUGAACCCGUUUGGCUUUGCUGUUGUGCUUUCCUCUGUGCGUUGCUUAUGUAUACUUUGGAAACUGUGCUACCGUUGUUGCGAUCAGAAGACGAUGCUGAUGGUCACCACGGGCACUCACAUGCCCGGUCCAAAGUGGCUCCAGUUCCGGAACCUGCACAAGUGCGGCGAAAUACCAACGUGGUGGACGAUAUCGAACUAGACCUGCAGGACACGAAAAGGAAAGAGCUGAACAGCAUGCUGGAAAAGAAACCCAAGCAGAGCAAACCGCUCACCCCGGUGGCAUUUAUGGUUAUUCUGGGGGAUGGUUUGCACAAUAUCACAGAUGGUUUGGCCAUCGGAGCAGCAUUCGCUGCUGAUCCCGUUACCGGAAUGGCCACUUCGUUUGCCAUUCUGUGCCACGAGCUGCCCCAUGAGUUGGGGGACUUUGCGUUGCUGUUGCAAACGGGAGUUAGUAUAAGACGUGCCAUGUUUCUCAACGUGGUAUCUUCAGUAUUAAGUUUCUUAGGUAUGUUGAUUGGCUUGCUGGUGACUGGCCUACACGAGUCGGUUGUACGGUGGAUCUAUGCGGGAACGGCUGGAACGUUUCUCUAUAUAGCCUUGGCAGAUCUGAUACCGGAGUUGAAUCGGGACCUCAGAGAAACGAUCCCGAGCGAUCAGCGAUGCAAAAAGCUGAGGGCAAUAUGGUCUCAGAUCUGCGGAAUUUUCUUAGGAGGCAUGAUUAUGCUGGUGAUAGCGUUGAAUGAGGAUCAUUUACGCGUGUUAUUUGAAUAAAUUAUAAAUGUUA